GGAAUGUGGUCAGGAGCCGGGGAGGAAGAAGCCAUAGCCUACUGUACAGUAUAUACACUGUUCUAUACGUCUUAAGAAGAGAUCAUGCUGGACCUACUGGAGAACCUUCCUCACAGAGACUUUUUAGAAAACUGUAAUAAUUUACUACAUCACGACUGCACCUGCAACCCAGAAGAACCCCAUUCUAAUUCUGAAGAGGAACAGCAUGACAGAAAUGUUUUCCCAAAUAUUCACUACAAAAGCCCGACCUAUCCUAACUGUGAUCUAGACUGGAAACCUUGCAUCCGAUGGCUGCCUUCACCUCGAUAUUCAGACGCUCCUCUGCCUCAUAUAAAGGACGUUAAAUUCCCAGAACGAAUUAGACUUCAACGAUCAUAUCCAAAAAGCAGCCUCAAUGUUGGAACUGAAUGGAGUUUUUAUCCGAACGACGGAUGCCCAUUUACUUACCAUGUUGGCAAGAGAUGUAUCAUUGGUGAUGUUCACAGGAGCAGCCAGGUGGACUCGCAUGUUCACACACUUCCAAUGAGCAUUGGAAAGAAGAAGAAAGUUUUCGAUCCUCGAAAUGGAAUCCCCGAGGCUCAUCCUGGUGAUAAACCUUUCCGCACAGUAGAAUACAGUCCCGGUUUUCACAUGCUUGGAUCUACGAUGCCGGUGGUAAAUUUUAGGGAAUCCUAUAAAAUUAAAGCUGAUACAUUCAUUCCUCUUCAAAAAUUGUCCAAGAGACCACGUGUUCCAUACAAAGUCAUGAUCCACAAGCAAAACCUGGAAGAAGAGAAGAAAGAUGUGCAAGAACUGAAUAGAUGGAAACCAGCCAAGCGCUUCUUUCUCUUUGAAUUACCCAGAAAUGGACAAAAAUAAAAAUUUAAGAAAAUGCAAUUGAAACAAUCUGCAGAAAUGUGCAAGGUCCUCUUGUCUCAGCUUAUUCAUCCAUUACAUGUGCUUCUUGUGUGAGACAUCAACCCUCAAGCUUGGUGAAUUUUAGAAAGGAAAUUUAUAAAUCGCUUAUAUUGUUUUAUUUCGGCUGUGUCGUGUGAUGCAUCAUUUCCACUUUGGGAGA
Bufo bufo (common toad) is the source of this 1057-nucleotide messenger RNA. RefSeq names its product spermatogenesis associated serine rich 1 (gene SPATS1). Lineage: Eukaryota; Metazoa; Chordata; Amphibia; Anura; Bufonidae. Bases 85 to 858 code for a protein of 257 amino acids. The record is from RefSeq and is a predicted model, not a curated record. The transcript is spliced from 7 exons.